UUGUGGGUAUGUGCCAUGUGUUCCUCUGGGCAACAUCAACAUGGAUUCGUCAAUCACCCAAGCUGUACCACAGCUUGUACCACAGGAAGGAGACAUUGUGGUCAAGUUAACCGCAAGAAAUGCUAUGGAAGCUGACCUGGGUGAGCUCAUCGAACGGUACUGGUACGACGUCCGAUUCAACGUUUUUAUCGAGGGUCGUAAGUCCACAACUUAUUGCGUCAGCACCGAGCAGCCAUCCACCGUUCACCUGCAGCAGCUCAGGCCCAUCGAGAUCGCCAAAGGACACUACGAGGUCUCGUUGCUUAUCCUAGCGUCCAAGGAACUGCCGGAGCUCCAGUUAGAGACGUGCGAGCUACCCAAGCUCUUUCUGACGAUUAAACUAAAAUACGAAGUCCGAGACUGGAAGACACCGCCCACGAAGGUUCGCAAGGGCAUCACCUGUAUCGGCUACGUAAUCGACGAGGACGAAGAGUUCCACUACAAAGAGUGACCACGGGGUCACCACGUGAUCAU
Messenger RNA from Rhipicephalus sanguineus (brown dog tick), 513 nucleotides. RefSeq lists its product as uncharacterized. The transcript is spliced from 3 exons. NCBI's taxonomy places the organism in Eukaryota, Metazoa, Arthropoda, Arachnida, Ixodida, Ixodidae. Bases 41 to 490 code for a protein of 149 amino acids. The record is from RefSeq and is a predicted model, not a curated record.